Messenger RNA from Cloeon dipterum, 1403 nucleotides. RefSeq lists its product as uncharacterized. Gene Ontology annotation, cellular component: plasma membrane. Gene Ontology annotation, molecular function: odorant binding; olfactory receptor activity. Bases 82 to 1296 code for a protein of 404 amino acids. The transcript has 6 exons. Gene Ontology annotation, biological process: sensory perception of smell; detection of chemical stimulus involved in sensory perception of smell. The record is from RefSeq and is a predicted model, not a curated record. NCBI's taxonomy places the organism in Eukaryota, Metazoa, Arthropoda, Insecta, Ephemeroptera, Baetidae.
UGCUUUGAUCAAAUAUUUAUUAUGGAAAAGUAGAGGCUGCUAUCUAUUUUCUAACGCAGGCCCAAUUUUUGUCGGGUUUUUAUGAACACACCCAACACUCAGAGAAGGUUGUGUAGAGCGGUGUGGUGUCCAAGCAUGACGGAAUCUAUUGACGAAGAUGGAUCUGUGGUGUGGAGUUUUACUAAAACUGGUUUAGUACUGUUGAGAAGUAUAGGCUUGAUGCCUUUCAUAAAGAAGAAAGCGCUUAGCAGAAUUUUGUGCAAAAUCACAUUUGCUCAUUUCUUGAUGUCCGCGCUCUCUCAAUUUUCAUAUUUGCUAUUCGCUGAGGGCAAAAGCUUUGAAUCGGUUGUGCCAACGAUAUUGCAGUUGCUCAUCAUCAGCAUUAUUAUUGCGAAAUCGUUGAUUGUAAUUUAUCGCAGGAAAGAGAUAAGGGAGCUGCACUUUUUCUGGGAGGAUGAAAAAGAUCUCAUCAAUUAUUCAAAGAUGUGUGUGCCCGAGAUCAAGAGAGUUCUGUUCAUCUAUGUAUUAUCAUUGUCCAUUUCUGGAUCAGCUUGGCUAUUCGUCCCUUCUGUAAAUCAUUCAGCUCACCAAGAGAAAGGGCAUACAAAAAUGUCACAAUUACCAUAUUUGGGGUGGUACCCACUAAAUGUUGAAAAUGAAAUUUAUUUUUAUCUACUUUAUGUUCACCAAAUCAUUGUUUUAACACUGGUUGGAAUUGCUUCUCAUGGCUGCAAGCUACUGCUUCUGACACUUAUAGUCUUCGUCAGCAAACUGCUUGCGUAUUUCAACAAAAAGCUGAGAAAUGUGCCGAAAGCGGAAAAUUUAACGUCAAGUGUAGAGGGCUGUGCUAAGAUCAAGUCUAAGAUCCAAGUGUUCUUACAGCAAAUUCAUGGCACAUUCUUGAAACUUGCUUUCCUCCAUUUAACAGAACUGACAAUUAUGUUCGUAAUUGCUGCGUUUCGAAUGACAGAUCCCCAGAAUACUUUUUGGCAAAAAGUAAUUUUGAUGCAUGGCGUAUCUACCCAACUUUUAUAUUUCUAUUUACUGUGCAGCUACGGCAGUGAAAUAAUUAAUCAGUGUCACAAAGGUUCAAAUAUCAUUUACUUUUGGCCUUGGGAAAACUGGAAAUUAAAGGACAUAGAAAUGAUGCAAAUGAUGGCAACAAUAAAUCAACGGCCUCUUAAACUGAAAGCUGGGCUCUACACUCUGUCUCUGGAAUUUUUCCUGACCGCUUCUGGGAUAGCAGCAACUUCUUUUCUCCUACUUAUUAAUGUGAGGGACCACCAUAUAGAAUGACAUAACUAAUGGAAUUUCAUGUAAAUUAACUUAAAUUUAAUGCUUUAGAAACCUUUGAUCUUUAUCAAUAUUAUCUUGGAGAAUUAAAGCAUUUAAAAUUGACGAUG